Molecule: messenger RNA, 1353 nt
Organism: Dromiciops gliroides (monito del monte)
Lineage: Eukaryota; Metazoa; Chordata; Mammalia; Microbiotheria; Microbiotheriidae
Gene: CDCA3
Product: cell division cycle associated 3
Exons: 5
Coding region: 317-1123 (268 amino acids)
Source: RefSeq, a predicted model, not a curated record
CGCUACUUUGAGAAAUCAGGCCCUUAAUGGUAACAGAUCCGCAAGAAAAGCCUGAACCCAGAAAGCGAGAGAACUCCCGGAGCUUGGGAGGCACCUCCCUCCAUCCCUCUUUCUCCGACGGGACCCUCUGUCUGGACAGCGUUGGAGUCUCCACUCCGGGGAACCAAGACAGUCCGAAGUCAAAAGUCAACUCCCCGUGCCUUUGGCUCGGGGGCGAAGCAGCUGGGAAGGGUUCAGAGCCCUGAGCGGCCCUUUUUCCUCGCAGGUCUUUUCGUCCUCCCGCCCUUGUGGGUAGCUGGCCGGCCGAGCUGUGAGGAUGGGCUCGGCCAAGAGCGUCCCGGCCACCCCGGCCCGUCCUGCGCCCUGCAACAAGCACCUGGCGCAUAUAACAGAUCCUCGUUCUCCCAGUGCAGGCAUUCUGCGCACCCCCAUCCAGGUGGAGAGCUCACCACAACCAAGUCCCUCUGCCUCAGAACAGCAGCAGGAAGUGGGGACCAAGGAUCUGGAGCAACUUCAGGACUCAGAUCCCCGUUCUCCCACAUUUGGCAUCAUCCGAACACCCAUGAAAACCAACACAGUAGACUCUCCAAACCAGCUGGUAAAGCAGCUUAGUGAGGCCUUUGGGACUGAAGCCUCUAAGCUGGAGCAUUCCACUGAGCUGGCCCUACCAUCCCAGCCCAAGCAGGACUUGUCUCUGGAUACUCCACUGUCCUUUGAACGCCAGGUACUACCAGCCUCCCUGAGCCAAACUGAGGUUUCCCGCAAACAGACAAACACCAUAGAAGUGACAGAACAGCUUCCAGCACUCCGAAUAACCAGCCAGGACCCUGACAAGUUCUUAAGAGGCUCUGAGACUCCUUGUUCCUCAGGUUCUAGACCCCUUAGAAGGAAGCCUGCUGCCAAGGUCCUAGGGAGAUCUCCCCUUACCACCCUGCAGGAUGAUAAUUCCCCUGGUCCCCUGAUGCCUCGGCAGAGUAAACGGUCCUCAGUGCUGAGUGAGAAUGUAGGGGACCGGAAAGAAGGAGCCAUUCUGGGAACUGGACACCCUCUGAAGAUCACUGGACGGGCCUGGGAUCAGGGGCAUAACAAAGAGAAUCAACAUUGUCCUUUGGUGGAGAACUAGAACCUAAUUCUCACUAUUCCUGGACUUGGCUGCUUCAUGUUAUCUCCUCCCUUAAUAGCCCAGAAAUGGAUCCAUUCAUUCAUCUUGCCUCCCCAUAAAACUGAAGUAAUCAGCUAUGAAGAAGAGAGCAUGUCUGGUCAACUGUUAUCUCCAUGCUCCCCUUAUCUCAGUGUUCCAGAUAAUUCCCUAAUCCUCACUUGUACAGUAUGUAUUUGAUGUAUGUAUGAUUU